GACAGGUGAAAUGAAGAACGCGAUCUGCUUUAUCUCCUAAGACCCAAAGGCCCGUGGCUCUCUUUCUAACACUCCAUUGCCCUCUCCAGAGAUUCACUUCCACCUGUGGACAAACGAAGAGGAGCUGUGGAAUGAGCUGGUGAACUUCACCCUAAACGUUUCCACCUCUGAGCGGAACUCUAUGUACCAGGAGGAGGAAGAGGAGGAUGUUUCUAAGAGGGUUUCCCUCCUGUCUGUUGAUAGUGGAAUAGAGAAGGACCUGUCUGACAUGGAGGAGCGGGAACAGAGGAAUCCAUUCACCCGGUCAUGGUCACCGUGUUUCAGAGGGAGAAUGAAGCCAGAAGACAAAAUGGCUCAGGAAAACAUCAAGGGGCCCACCAGUAGCACCCCUCUCCCUAAAGAGGAGGGGAACCAUACCGCACGCAUUGUGAUGAUGGGAGACGACAGGGUGCUGGGGAGACUGGCCAAGGCGUAUCACUCCAUCCGAAAAAGGGAGGCAAAACAUCUCAUCUUGACCAAGAGAUUGAACCUACAGAUAUACUACAUCCCUGUCACUGAUGAGCCUAUCGUCAAUUCACCUGAAAGCACAUCACAAGUUGGAGACAGGUUGUCUCUAGCCUCGUUCUUAGGAAGGGUCGAUCCCUGGUACGAAAGCAACAUCAACAGUUUGGGAGCCAUGAUUCCAAAGCUGGCAGGAACGCAGUCCAGUCACAGCAGGUCAUCAGAACCCAAUCACUUCCUUGUGGACGUCCUCUCCUACUACCUUCGCUGUGGCCUACAGCCUGUCCACUUCACACUCUACUCUGUCAAGAUCUCUGUCUCUGGCCAGACUGGCAGCCCUGUGGACGAGGUGUUUGUGUCCCACCUGGAUGCUGAGUUCCCGGAGUUUAAAACACUCAGAGAAAAUCUAAGACAAGAGAGAUCUAGUAGGCGACGAACAAGGAAGACACUUGGAACCUGUGGAGCGGUGGUUUCUAUGAAUUACAGUAAGGUCUCCUUGAGCAAACAAGAGGUUGUCCAGGGAAGGUCAGUCAUGACAUGUGGAGUGGUCAUCAGUGCAAUCUCACCCAAUGAAACAGAAGGUCUUGAUUUCCUCACUGUCAAUUUUGACAGUACAAAUCCAAGAUGCUGCACGGAGAUCAGAACCCAAAACAUUAAAAUCAGAAUCCUGGAGGAUAAGACCUUCACAGUCUGUCUGGACAAAGACUGUCGCAGGAAAUACACACAUGUGCAAAGCAUUGAGAUCUCUCCAUGUUUGGAUCCAGGGUAUUGCCUCCAGACAAGUUCCAAGUUCAGUGUGGGAGAGGAGAGGGAGGCGGGGUUGAGCAAAUACAUGUGCAAGAUCCUGCCUCUGCCAAUCAACACCUUCACUGGCAUCAACCACUGAGGGGAUUUGAUUAUUUAGCUCGGGCUCUGUUCCGGGCGUGAGCCAGGUGCUCUGCUCUGGCCAAUGGCGAAGUAAGCUAAAAACAACGUCGGUUAUGCACGUGGAGUAAUGAGUAGGAUUCUGUGUUUUCGCAUGCGAAAGGGAUUUAUUUUGAUUAAAAAAGUGUUUUAUCUGCCUUCCCAAUGAAAUCUAGUUUGAAAAUUCAAACAUAUAUUUUAUGAAAAGAGAUGUUGUAUGUAUUUUUUAUUUAUUUUAUUAUGAUCCCCAUUAGCUGUUGCAAAAGCAGCAGCUACUUUU
Messenger RNA from Salvelinus namaycush (lake trout), 1684 nucleotides. RefSeq names its product phosphoinositide 3-kinase regulatory subunit 6-like. Gene Ontology annotation, biological process: G protein-coupled receptor signaling pathway; positive regulation of MAP kinase activity. Gene Ontology annotation, molecular function: 1-phosphatidylinositol-3-kinase regulator activity. Lineage: Eukaryota; Metazoa; Chordata; Actinopteri; Salmoniformes; Salmonidae. The transcript is spliced from 12 exons. Gene Ontology annotation, cellular component: phosphatidylinositol 3-kinase complex, class IB. The coding region runs from base 182 to 1387 and encodes 401 amino acids. The record is from RefSeq and is a predicted model, not a curated record.